GGUUUUUGUGUGAGGAAUGAAUGGGUGGGAGGUUUUUUUUUUUGGGAUAUUGUUAUUUAGAUGUAGACGCAUUUCUGGCUUCACUAUACAUACAUACAGACAUGAUAUAGCGUGCAGUUUACGACAGGCAAUACGAGGUGGAUGUGACAUGUUGCGAGGGAUCCAGAAAAGACGAUUCUCCGUCCCAACUUCGAUCCGCCCCCUCGAUUGUGAUUCUGUUUUAAAAAAAAAAUUUCAUUUGGUGGGGAUUGAAG
Fimicolochytrium jonesii is the source of this 254-nucleotide messenger RNA. RefSeq lists its product as uncharacterized. The annotation marks the transcript as partial. The record is from RefSeq and is a predicted model, not a curated record. NCBI's taxonomy places the organism in Eukaryota, Fungi, Chytridiomycota, Chytridiomycetes, Spizellomycetales, Powellomycetaceae. The transcript has a single exon.